AUGCAGGGAGGAACAGACGACUGGGCCAAUCUUUACCACUUGUCGCCCUCCUCCAUCUGGUCCCGUACGACCUUGAUCAUCGAGGCUACAGCUCAGUUUGGCGUAGCAAGAGGCGCCAUUGGACCCCAAAGACCCUCUCCCAAGGCGCCGUUCCUGGAUCCGCAGCCCCUCCUGGAGCUUCAGACUCAGUUUGAAGCUCUCCCUUCAAGAGCAGAGUCUUGGGAGCUCGGACGCAGUGGCGAGGCCAUGAGGGCUUGUACGAAUAUACUUUGGGUUGCGUAUCCGUAG
Molecule: messenger RNA, 288 nt
Organism: Trichoderma atroviride IMI 206040
Lineage: Eukaryota; Fungi; Ascomycota; Sordariomycetes; Hypocreales; Hypocreaceae
Source: RefSeq, a predicted model, not a curated record